AAGAAGAAAAUAUCUGACUAUGAAUCUAUGAAUUGAUCUGAAAGGCAUCUUAUAUAAAUUCCCACUUGACAACUGAGCUUCUUCAACAUACAACACAACACACAAACUCUGCUCAGAACUCCUGUUCCAAUCAUGAACUGUCUUCAGAAUCUUCCUAGAUCCUCUGUUCUUCCCUUCGAAUCAGUUGUUGCGCGCCACCACAAGAAUCUCCCAUUCUCUACACUUUCCAUGGGAAUCUUCAAUAGUUCUCAUCAUAAUCGAAGCAUGGCAAUCAAGUCCACUUCUGGUUCUGUACCCAGUGCAGAGACAAGUAGCUCCGAUGUGAAGGAGGAAAAGUCCGAGACAUAUAGUCAUGACAUGACAGCAGCCAUGGGUGCUGUUUUGACUUAUAGGCAUGAAUUAGGAAUGAACUACAACUUCAUCCGUCCAGACUUAAUUGUGGGAUCAUGCCUACAGACUCCUGAAGAUGUUGAUAAACUGAGGAAAAUCGGAGUGAAAACUAUAUUUUGCUUGCAACAAAAUCCAGACUUAGAAUAUUUCGGAGUUGAUAUCAAAGCCAUACAAGAAUAUGCUAAGACAUUCAAUGACAUUCAACACUUGCGUGCUGAGAUAAGGGACUUCGAUGCAUUUGAUUUACGGAUGCGGCUUCCAGCUGUAGUUAGCAAAUUAUACAAGGCAGUUACCUCCAAUGGAGGGGUGACAUAUAUACAUUGCACUGCUGGACUUGGAAGAGCUCCGGCUGUUGCGUUGGCAUAUAUGUUUUGGGUUCUGGGUUAUAAACUUGAUGAGGCUAAUAGACUACUUCAGAGCAAAAGGUCGUGCUUUCCAAAACUGGAUGCCAUAAAAAGUGCAACUGCUGAUAUUCUUACAGGCCUCAGUAAGAAGCCUGUCACUUUGUCAUGGGAACACAGAAAUUGCUCUAGAGUGGAGAUUUCUGGACUUGAUAUUGGAUGGGGGCAGAGAAUGCCUCUAAAUUUUGAUGACAAACGUGGUUCGUGGUUUCUUAACAGGGAAUUACCUGAAGGACGGUACGAGUACAAGUACAUUGUUGAUGGGGAAUGGACAUGCAAUAAGGAUGAGCUUGUAACCUCUCCCAACAAAGACGGCCACGUCAACAAUUUUGUUCAAGUCCUUGAUGGUACGAACGGUGCUAAUGCCUCCCUUCGGGAGAGAUUGACUGGUGAUGAUCCUGAUCUCAUAAAGGAUGAACGCCUAAGAAUAAAAGAGUUUCUUGAAGCUUUCCCUGAUGAGGAUCUGUGAACCAUCAAAUGCACUUGGUUGUUCACAUGUAUGUAUAGACUAAUAACAGAAGACGCACGUAUAUAAUGUAAUAUGAUAUCUAAUAAAACAACUGAAUUUAAACCUUAGAUCACAAGAUCUCUGUAUCUUAUGAUUUCAAGUGCCAUAGCAAUCUAAUUUCUGUAGCAUUAUUAAAUCUUA
Molecule: messenger RNA, 1440 nt
Organism: Lotus japonicus
Lineage: Eukaryota; Viridiplantae; Streptophyta; Magnoliopsida; Fabales; Fabaceae
Product: phosphoglucan phosphatase DSP4, amyloplastic
Exons: 14
Coding region: 133-1260 (375 amino acids)
Biological process (GO): protein dephosphorylation; starch catabolic process
Cellular component (GO): chloroplast
Molecular function (GO): protein tyrosine/serine/threonine phosphatase activity; carbohydrate phosphatase activity; starch binding
Source: RefSeq, a predicted model, not a curated record